AUGAGUUGUGGCAUUAAGUCUUCAUCUAGCUCUUCUAGAAUUAUUAGUGGUGGGGGUGGUGGUGGUGGUGGUGGAGGAGGAAGAAGAUGUGUUGGGUACUCCUCAGUCUCUUCUAGGAAAUAUACUUCCUCUGGAAGAAGCGGUGGUGGAGGAGGCUUCUCUGGUCGAAGCUACAGUGGUGGAGGUUCUAGGAGCAGUUAUGGAGGGGGAUUUAGCAGUGGCAGUUGUGGAAGGAUUAGCCGUUCCUGUUAUGGAGGGCGAAUAAGUGGGGGAAGCUUUGGACCAAGUGGUGGUGGUAUCUGUGGGGGAUAUGGUGGUGGUGCUGGAGGAUUUGGAGGUGGUGGUGCAGGAUUUGGCGGUGGUUAUGGAGGUGGCCUUGGUCCAUGCGGCUUUGGAGGCAGUGGUGGCUUUAGUGGUGGUAGUUUUGGCGGUGGUGGCUUUAGUGGUGGUAGUUUUGGCGGUGGUGGCUUUAGUGGUGGUAGUUUUGGCGGUGGUGGCUUUAGUGGUGGUAGUUUUGGCGGUGGUGGCUUUAGUGGUGGUAGUUUUGGCGGUGGUGGCUUUAGUGGUGGUAGUUUUGGCGGUGGUGGCUUUAGUGGUGGUAGUUUUGGCGGUGGUGGCUUUAGUGGUGGUAGUUUUGGCGGUGGUGGCUUUAGUGGUGGUAGUUUUGGCGGUGGUGGCUUUAGUGGUGGUAGUUUUGGCGGUGGUGGCUUUAGUGGUGGUAGUUUUGGCGGUGGUGGCUUUAGUGGUGGUAGUUUUGGCGGUGGUGGCUUUAGUGGUGGUAGUUUUGGCGGUGGUGGCUUUAGUGGUGGUAGUUUUGGCGGUGGUGGCUUUAGUGGUGGUAGUUUUGGCGGUGGUGGCUUUAGUGGUGGUAGUUUUGGCGGUGGUGGCUUUAGUGGUGGUAGUUUUGGCGGUGGUGGCUUUAGUGGUGGUAGUUUUGGCGGUGGUGGCUUUAGUGGUGGUAGUUUUGGCGGUGGUGGCUUUAGUGGUGGUAGUUUUGGCGGUGGUGGCUUUAGUGGUGGUAGUUUUGGCGGUGGUGGCUUUAGUGGUGGUAGUUUUGGCGGUGGUGGCUUUAGUGGUGGUAGUUUUGGCGGUGGUGGCUUUAGUGGUGGUAGUUUUGGCGGUGGUGGCUUUAGUGGUGGUAGUUUUGGCGGUGGUGGCUUUAGUGGUGGUAGUUUUGGCGGUGGUGGCUUUAGUGGUGGUAGUUUUGGCGGUGGUGGAUUUAGUGGCGGUAGUUUUGGCGGUGAUGAUACUGGCUUCCUUUCCAACAAUGAAAAGAUGACCAUGCAGAACCUUAACGAACGCCUGGCAUCUUACUUGGACAAGGUGCGACAUUUGGAGGAAGAAAACGCUAACCUUGAACGUCUAAUCAGGGAGUGGUAUCAGAACCACGGUCCUCAAUGUGGAAGAGACUACAGCCAGUAUUAUGGACCAAUUGAAGACCUUCAAAAUCAGAUUAUUUCUGCAACUGUGGAUCUUAACAAGGUCCUUCUGGACAUUGAUAACACUAGGAUGACUGCUGAUGACUUUAGAAUUAAGUAUGAAACUGAAUACAGUCUCCGCCAGAAUGUGGAGGGUGAUAUUAAUGGCUUACGCCCCAUAUUAGACCAGCUGACCUUAGCCAGGUCUGACCUGGAGGCACAAUAUGAGUCCCUGAAGGAGGAAUUGAUUUCUCUGAAAAAGAACCAUGAAGAGGAAAUGAGAGGACUGCAGUCACAGUCUGGUGGUGAUGUCAAUGUGGAGGUCAAUACUACCCCUGACAGUAAUCUGAUGCAAAAACUAAAUGAAAUGCGAUGUGAAUAUGAACAGAUCAUUGAAAACAACCGUAAAGAGGUGGAAAGAUGGUAUGAAACUAAGAUGGAAGAGGUUAAUCAGGAAGUCCACACCAGUGGUCAAGAGAUACAAUCAAGCAACCACCAGGUCUCGGAGCUGAGACGUGACUAUCAGACACUGGAAAUUGAGCUCCAGUCUCAGCUCAGCAUGGUGCAGUCCUUGCAAUCCAACUUGGAGGACACAGAACGCCGUUAUAACAUACAGCUGCAACAGAUCCAGAACACGAUUACCACUGUGGAAGAAGAACUGGCCAAUAUCCGAUGUGAAAUAGAGAGUCAGAACUAUGAAUACAAGAUGCUACUUGACAUCAAGUGCCACCUGGAACAGGAGAUAGCUCAAUACCGGGCAUUGCUUGAGGAAGGACAGCAAGACAUUGGAAACCAACAAGGAGGAAGAGGAGGUGGUGGUGGCUUUUCUUAUGGAGGAAUAAGAGGAGGGAGCAUAGGAGGAGGUGGUAGCAUUGGAGGGGGGACCAUUGGAGGGACCUGCAUUGGAGGAGGCAUAGGAGGAGGUGGCAUUGGAGGGGGCAGCAUUGGAGGAGGCAUAGGAGGGGGCAGCAUCGGAGGGUGUGGAAUAGGAGGAGGUGGUGGUAGUGGAGGCAGUGGCUCCUGUGUUAUUUCAGGGGGAGGAAUAGGAGGAGGUGGUGGAGGAGGAGUUAAAAUUUCAGGAGGUGGUGGUGGAUUUUCCCACUCCUACUCUUCAUCUUCCCAUGGCAUCUCCUCAUCUUCCUAAUACCAGUCUUGCAAGAGCCGUGGAGAAAGCCAUGGGUAUGGAAGAAAAUCCUAACCAGAGAUACUAAUGAUUCUCCAGCUCAGCACUGUUCAAAGAGAAAGUUAAAGUGUGUUGUCUACAUUCUCUGCAUGCCUGAAUAAAGAACAAGGAGAAAAGCUCCUAACAGUUACUUAGCAUGGCUUCUGCAAUCUGUCGCUAGGAGACCAUCACAGCUGUUGAGAUGGGCCACCUUCCUGCCUAUCACACUCUAUGCACUUUCCAUCUGCAAUGCUCUAUGGGUUCAAUCAUUGUUAUCUGAGUUAAGGUGUACCAUGCACAAUAAUCUACCUUUUGGUGAAAAAAAUUCUCUAAUAAAACGUUAUUUCUGUCUAAUGCAACCAGGAA
Messenger RNA from Alligator sinensis (Chinese alligator), 2946 nucleotides. Its product is annotated as keratin, type I cytoskeletal 10-like. The transcript is spliced from 8 exons. Gene Ontology annotation, cellular component: keratin filament. Gene Ontology annotation, molecular function: structural molecule activity. The record is from RefSeq and is a predicted model, not a curated record. The coding region runs from base 1 to 2562 and encodes 853 amino acids. Lineage: Eukaryota; Metazoa; Chordata; Crocodylia; Alligatoridae.